GGCGAGCGGCGACCGACGCCGCGGGCCAUUUGUUGUUGAGACGCGGCGCCGCGGACACGUCUACAAGACAGUCAUGGCCCAGCGGACUGUGCACGAGUUUUUGGCGGCGUACUCUUGUUGUUUCGCGAUGGCCGCACUGCUGCUGCUGCAACCGGCAGCCGGUAUGGCCGUCGUCGGGGUGGCAGGCGAUGGCCCACUCGGUACCGCCGUGGCAGACACCGUCCCCGGCGACGUCGUUCCGGUACCGUCGUCCGCCGCCCGGAACAAGCGAUGGUCCACGACGUUCGGAGGCAACUCGGGCAACAAGAACGUGACAGUUAAUAAUGCAGUUCAGGAUUGUACUACAGACUCCGAUUGUUUGGAUACGCCAUUUACAUCUUGUGCGCUCGAUCCGAGUGACAAGAAAAGAAAAUGUCUGUGUGCAGAUGGAAAACAGCCAUCUAAUGGUGACUGCUUGAAAAAACCAAGAGCAUUAAGAACAUCAUGUGAAACAGACGUGGAAUGUUUGCCGAAUGCUAUAUGCAAAAAUAACGCCACAUCAACGAAUCCAAGAUUGAAGAUAUGUGCAUGUAAAGAUGGAUUUACUGAGGAAAAGGAGUCUUGCAACUAUGCUGAUUUAUUAACUUUCAAUUACACGACCUUGUUGAUCGCAGUUUUCACUACAUGGGUUUGGAAUGAUAAUCGUGCAUAAUCAUAGCAGAUAAAAAAAAAAAAAAAAUUGUUUUUUCUAUACUUGCACACUAUUUAUCAUCUAUUAUAAAACUAUAAUAUUUUAUAUUAUACUUCACUAAAGUAAUGCACAAAUUAAAAAUAAUAUUAUUUUGUCCUUUUGUAUUAUUACUUUACAUAUUGUUUGCCUAAUUUUAGUUAAAUUAAUAUGUUUCAAUUUAUAAUAUAAUUUAUACUAUUUUAAUAUUAUACCAUUUUUUUAUUACACACUAUUUAAGAUUAUAUUAUAUUAAUUAAGUGAAACGAUAUUAUAUAUAUUGCAUUUUAAUUUAAUAUAAUAUAUUAAUAUAUUGUACUAAUAUGAAUACAUUUAAUAUAAAAAUAUUUUACCGAAUUCAAA
This is a messenger RNA of Acyrthosiphon pisum (pea aphid), 1069 nucleotides long. RefSeq lists its product as uncharacterized. The coding region runs from base 74 to 691 and encodes 205 amino acids. NCBI's taxonomy places the organism in Eukaryota, Metazoa, Arthropoda, Insecta, Hemiptera, Aphididae. The transcript is spliced from 4 exons. The record is from RefSeq and is a predicted model, not a curated record.